AAAAAAAAUUCAAGUUAGUUGCUUCCACACUCCGCAGGGCGCAGCCUCCGCUAUCGCCUCAGGUGAGAAGUUCGCCUAGGGCCUCUCAAAAUAUUUGGAAUCUCAGGGCCGGCCCUGCAACAAAGUUCUGGAACUUCUUGCCAAUGAAGCGGCGUACUUCAUCUUUUGUAACCCACAACGAUCGUGUUAUUUGAAUUACUUAUUCUAUUAUUAAGGUUUGCGAAUUUCCGAUUUGAGACGAGUUUUUGGAGUGGUUUAGUCAUGCUGAUACUCCAUUCCUUAUGCAGAAAGGGCUUCAAAGAGGCCAGAUGUAAAACCCUACUAAAAUUGACGAUUCCGCGAGACAAUGCCAAGCUACUUGAGACGGGUCAAGAAGCCACAACUCGCAUUCAGGUGGAGCAUAUUAUAACAGUAGAGAAAAUGAUGGCCACACAAGAAAUAAUGUGUUUUUCCCAUUCAAAUUUCCGUCCCUUUUCGACUCAAUCCCAAAAAUUUCCCGAAUAUGAGAUGCCGUCGGUGACAUGGGGGGUGGUCCAAGGGCGCAAAGAGAAACUCGUUUCGCGUGUAAUUAUCUGUGAUUACUUGAAGAGUUUAGGCAUUGUCCCUGACGAAUUAGAGCAACUGGAAUUGCCAUCCAAUGUUGAAGUAAUGCGAGAGCGCGUCGAGUUUUUACAGAAAAUAGGGCUAACAAUCGAUGAUAUCAACGAGUACCCGUUAAUGCUUGGUUGUAGUGUGCGUAAAAAUAUGAUUCCUGUAUUGGGUUACUUGGAAAAGAUUGGAAUCCAAAGGUCGAAGCUUGGAGAGUUUGUUAAGAAUUACCCGCAAGUCCUUCACGCCAGUGUCGUUGUGGAGCUUGUUCCGGUGGUUAAGUUUCUUCGUGGGCUAGAUGUUGAAAAACAGGAUAUGGGGUAUGUGUUGAUGAAAUACCCCGAGUUAUUAGGGUUUAAGCUUGAAGGAACAAUGAGCACAUCGGUAGCAUAUCUUGUUAGCAUCGGAGUUAAUCCAAGAGAUAUUGGUCCUAUGGUCACACAGUAUCCGUACUUCUUGGGAAUGAGAGUUGGGACUAUGAUCAAACCACUUGUGGAUUACUUGGUUUCUCUGGGUUUGCCAAAGAAGGUGUUGGCAAGGAUGUUUGAGAAGCGGGCAUAUAUACUUGGGUAUGACCUUGAAGAGACAGUGAAACCAAAUGUGGAUUGUUUGAUUAGUUUUGGGGUUCGAAGUGAAGCACUUGCUUUGGUUAUUGCACAGUAUCCACAAAUUCUCGGACUUCCUUUGAAAGCUAAAUUGUCAUCGCAGCAAUAUUUCUUCAAUCUAAAGCUCAAGAUUGAUCCUGAAGGGUUUGCUCAAGUCAUCGAGAGGAUGCCACAAAUAGUUAGCCUUAAUCAACAUGUGAUUAUGAAACCCAUUGAGUUCCUUCUUGGACGGGGUAUACCAGCUGGGGAUGUAGCGAAGAUGGUUGUGAAAUGCCCCCAGUUAGUUGCACUGCAAAUUGGGCUCAUGAAGAACAGUUAUUACUUUUUCAAGAGUGAGAUGGGGAGGGACGUUAAAGAGCUUAUGGAGUUUCCAGAAUACUUUACUUAUAGCUUGGAAUCAAGGAUCAAACACAGGUAUCAGAUAUUACAAAGCAAGGGGAUUAGGUGUUCUUUGGCUUGGUUCCUCAAUUGUAGUGACCAGAGAUUUGAAGAGAGAGUUCAGGGUGAUUAUAUUGAAACAGAGAGUGCAGGACCGUCAUUUUGUAUGGGUGGGAAGUUAGAGUUGCCUGGAAGUGAGAUUGUAUCUGAUGAGGAAGAUGAGAGUGAUGAUGAAAUCCUUUACAGACGCACUGUUUCUCUUUAGUAAAUUUUAUUCUGUCACAUUAAAGAGUCAAUUCUAAUUUAUAAUUUUGUUUA
Cornus florida is the source of this 1889-nucleotide messenger RNA. Its product is annotated as transcription termination factor MTERF4, chloroplastic. Bases 262 to 1836 code for a protein of 524 amino acids. Lineage: Eukaryota; Viridiplantae; Streptophyta; Magnoliopsida; Cornales; Cornaceae. Gene Ontology annotation, molecular function: double-stranded DNA binding. The transcript has 4 exons. Gene Ontology annotation, biological process: regulation of DNA-templated transcription. The record is from RefSeq and is a predicted model, not a curated record.